AUGCCACCCACGCCGCCGGAGACGGAGACGGAGCCGGAGUUCGCCGAGGUCGACCCCACCGGCCGCUACGGGCGGUACACGGAGGUUCUUGGCAAGGGCGCCUUCAAGACGGUAUACAAGGCUUUUGAUCAACUUGAAGGGCUAGAAGUUGCUUGGAACCAGAUCAAAGUGGGAGAUUUACUUCGGAACAAUGAUGAUUUGGAGAGGCUGAGAUCAGAAGUGCGGUUGCUUAAAACCCUCAAGCAUAAAAACAUAAUAAAGUUCUACAAUUCAUGGCUUGACAGAAGAAACAACAAUAUAAAUUUCAUCACAGAGGUCUUCACAUCAGGGACGUUGCGCCAGUACCGGAUUAAGCACAAGAAGGUAGACAUUAGAGCUUUAAAGAAAUGGUCAAGGCAAAUCUUGAGUGGUCUUGUCUACCUGCACAGCCACGAUCCACCUGUAAUCCAUAGAGACUUAAAAUGUGACAAUAUAUUUGUGAACGGAAACCAGGGUGAGGUAAAGAUUGGAGACCUUGGUUUAGCAACUAUCCUGGAUAAUGCACGUUCAGCUCAUAGUAUCAUUGGUACACCGGAAUUCAUGGCACCGGAACUCUAUGACGAGGAAUAUAAUGAGCUUGUAGACAUCUAUGCUUUUGGGAUGUGUUUACUGGAGCUUGUUACAUUUGAGUACCCAUAUUGUGAAUGUUCGAAUGCAGCACAGAUAUACAAAAAAGUAUCUGAUGGUGAAAGGCCAGGUUCACUGGCUAAGAUUGAUGAUCCUGAAGUAAAGUUAUUUAUAGAGAAAUGCAUUGCUAAAGCCACUGAAAGACUUUCGGCAAAAGAACUCUUAAUGGAUCCUUUUCUCCUAGAUGUUAGCGAUGAAAAAAUAUUCUAUCCACUGCAUCCAAAUAUUAAUACAUCAGAUACUGGUAGUCCAAAACCAAGCUCUAGUUUCAGAUAUGACAGAGUAGCAUCAUCUGUGGGCCGCCAUGAUCGCUCAGGCAGCAUGUCAGAUUCACAUCCUUCUGAUAACUAUGUACAUGACACCAUGGAUCCACAUGCUGCAAGUGGUCGAAGUAUCACAGUCGAGAGUCAACGGAAGGAUUUGAAUACAAUAUUUUUGAAACUGCGCAUUGCUGAUUCAACAGGUCAUGCCCAAAACAUCCACUUCCCCUUUGAUAUUGAAGCAGACACCUCAAUCAGUGUUGCAACUGAGAUGGUUGUGCAGCUGGAUCUCACAGAUCAAGAUGUGACGGCGAUUGCAGAAAUGAUAGAUGCUGAAAUACGUUCGCAUAUUCCUGAUUGGGCAGCAGAGGAAUCAAUUGACAACCAAGGGGAUGAAGCUGCUCAUUCUGAUACCCAUAGUUCAGAAGGUGACGAGGGAACUUCUGAAUUCCGUAAUGAGGUUGAUGCCUCAUGUAACGGCUUUGUUCAAGAACAGCUUCCUUCUGGACGAAAGUACUGGUCGGACUCACCCAGGAGAGAUGGUGAAAUAUCUCAAUUGGUGGUGGAACCUGAAAUCGGUGAUAGUAUUCCCAAUGGAAUACCAAAGAGGAACAAAGUAGAUGACAUUGUGAACUGUGCAAGAGAUAAGGAGGAUCAAUCCUUUGGCUCUUCCAUCCAUCCUGUUGAAGGCAUGUUUGAACGAAUAUCAUCAUCUGUGGACUUGUCAAACUCAUCUGUGGUCGACAGCAUGUCUAGGGAAGCUUCUGUCGGUAGCAGCCCUCACUCUUUACAUGAUGAGCGGGAGCACAAUUCUGAUCAGCAUCUGGUAGCAGAUGUCACUGAGAGGUUAAUAAACCUGUUGGCUGAGCAGCAAGAGGAGCUUAGUGCACUGCAAAGGAAGCAUAAGGCAGACAUAGAGGACAUGUUGAAAAUUGUACCUGCAGAGGAUCGGGAAGAGACCUUAACUCGAUGCCGCUUGAAGAUGGAACAGAAAAACAGAGCCGACAAACCUUAG
Miscanthus lutarioriparius is the source of this 1941-nucleotide messenger RNA. Lineage: Eukaryota; Viridiplantae; Streptophyta; Magnoliopsida; Poales; Poaceae. The record is from the annotation of a GenBank genome assembly.